UAAAACCUCUGCGUGGCAGAACAGCAGGAGAGGAGACGGGCAACAGCUGGAAAAAACAGUCAUGUUUAGCUGUCGAGUGAGACCGUAUUUAAAACGCUUUACACUUAUUAUGCGACGACGGAACAUCUGAACAUUGUUUUCGAAUUUGCAAACGCAGUCAAUGUGUUAAGCGGUUUAUUUUUUUAGUCGGUCGCUUUAAGCUAACGGUCCAGUGUAAGUUAGCCUGAGCGACAUGGAUCAGUCUGUGGCGGUUCAAGAGACUCUGGAUGUUGGAGAAAACUGCAUUAUAGCUGUUCAGUGUCUUUUACUGCUCAGUAAUGGUACAGAAAGCAGACUCCUGGGACUUGUGGAGUGCAGCAGAGAGCAUGCAUUAUUUCUGUUCAGCCAUAGAAGGAUGGCAAUCACUGGCAGUGAUAUAACUUUGCAGGAAAUCAUUCCAAUUUCAUAUGACUUUUCUGUUGUUGAGGUGUCUUCUGCUGAUGAACUUGCUGUAGUUGGUGCCGAUACUCGAGUUAGAGUAACAUUCUUUAAUAAGGAGAUGGAGCUCAAGUUGCCCUUCGGUUCCCACACACGUCUCUUCCUCACCGAAGUCAAUAGAGCCUGGUGUGAUGUCUGUGAGCAGUACCCAUCAUCGCCAAAAUUUGCCUGGCUUACAAAGUACCAGAAAAACUUUAAUGAUCCUGGAUCAAUAACACCCAGUACAACACGGAAGUUUAAAAAAAGAGGCAAAUCCCACACAGCACACAAAGAAAACAAACAGUCCACUUCCGGCACAGAGCCGAUAGGACGAGAGAGUCUCCGUGAGAGCAGCCAGGGGAGGGACAAAGCAGAAAUAAGGAAUGAGCUGGUUCGCUCAUCUCAACACACUGCAUCCCACAAAGCCCAGAUGCUCAACAUGCCCCAGUUUGGCCUACGUGACAAUCUUGUCAAGUGUGAACUCCUCAAGAAAGAGGAAACUUACACUUACAUUGAAGACUUCAACUUCUUCCUGGGUACAUACAAUGUAAAUGGACAGACACCAAAGGAGUCCUUGCGUAUGUGGUUGGGUUCCACUGCUCAAGCUCCUGAUCUCUACUGUGUAGGCUUCCAGGAACUUGAUCUAAGUAAGGAGGCAUUUUUCUUUAAUGACACCCCUAAGGAGCAAGAAUGGAUGAAGGCUGUAUUAGAUGGUCUCCACCAAGAUGCCAAGUAUGCCUUAAUAAAGCUGGUACGGUUGGUGGGGAUCAUGCUGCUGUUCUAUGUGAAAAAGGAACAUGCUGAGUACAUCUCUGACGUGGAGGCAGAGACUGUGGGUACAGGCAUCAUGGGAAGAAUGGGUAAUAAAGGGGCUGUUGCAAUUAGCUUCAGAUUCCACAAUUCAGACAUCUGUGUGGUGAACUCCCAUCUGGCAGCUCAUAUAGAGGAGUACGAGAGAAGGAAUCAGGACUACAAGGACAUCUGCAGCAGGAUGCUCUUCAGACAGCUUGACCUGACGCUUCCUCCACUCACCAUCAUGAAGCACAGUAUUGUCCUCUGGAUUGGUGAUUUAAAUUAUCGAAUAAGUGACCUUGAGGUUGACCAUGUAAAGGAUCUUAUAUUAAAAGCGGAUUUUGCAACACUUUACAAUCAUGAUCAGUUGAAGAGGCAAAUGGAUGAAGAAGCUGUGUUCGUUGGCUUUAUGGAAGGUGAGAUCAAUUUCCAACCAACGUACAAGUAUGAUACUGGCUCAGACGAAUGGGACUCCAGUGAGAAGUGUCGGGUCCCAGCUUGGUGUGAUCGUAUUCUGUGGAGAGGAAAGAACAUGAAACAGCUGAGUUAUCAGAGCCAUAUGAACGUGAGAAACAGUGACCACAAGCCUGUCAGCUCCCUGCUAAAAAUAGGGAUCAAAGUAUUGAAUGAAGAAAUCUAUAAAAGGACAUUUGAGGACAUUGUGCGGUCUCUGGACAAGCUGGAGAAUGAGUGUAUUCCAUCAGUUUCUCUGUCACAGCGAGAGUUCUACUUCACCAAUGUGAAGUUUAUGCAGCAUCAAGCACAAACUCUGACACUUCACAAUGAUGGACAGGUACCAUGUCAGUUUGAGUUCAUACAGAAGCUGGACGAGACAGCUUACUGCAAGCCCUGGCUUGCAGCCAACCCACCUAAGGGCUAUGUAGCCCAAGGGGCCAGUGUAGACAUUGACAUGGAGGUGUUUGUCAAUCGUUCUACCGCUCCGGAGUUGAACUCAGGUCAGCAGCAGCUUGAGGACAUUCUUGUGCUGCACCUGGACAGGGGCAAAGAUUACUUUAUCUCCAUUACUGGCUCCUACCUGCCAAGCUGUUUCGGCUCAUCCAUCCACAUGCUCUGCCAGCUAAGGGAACCCAUCCAGGACAUGCCUCUGGAGACCAUCCAUAAACUCAAUUUGUCACCCAGAGAGACAAGCAGCUCAGACACUGAAAAGGUUUUAGACAUUCCAAAAGAAAUAUGGAUGAUGGUGGACCACCUCUACCGUAAUGCCAGCAAACAGGAGGACAUCUUUCAGCAGCCAGGACUACGCAGUGAAUUUGAGGAGAUCAGGGAUUGCUUAGACACAGGCUCACUUGACUCUCUCCCUGGAAGUAACCAUUCUGUGGCUGAAGCACUGCUACUGUUCCUUGAUGCCCUUCCUGAACCAGUGAUCCCUUACUCUAUGUACCAACAAUGCCUGGAGUGCUCCUAUAGCAGCAGCCAAUGUAAACAGAUUAUUUCUUUGUUACCUCAGUGCCAUAAAAAUGUUUUUAACUAUUUAACGGCAUUUCUCCGGGAGUUGUUGAAAAACUCUGCACACAAUCGACUGGACAGCAACAUUUUAGCCACAAUAUUUGCUGCCCUAAUGCUAAGGUCCCCCACAAAACAAGACAUUUUGGAGAAAAGAAAGGCAAAGGAGUUUUUCCAGCAUUUUCUGGUCCAAGAAUCCCACUAAUAUACAUCACUGUCUACUUAUUUCGCUGCACAGUAUUUGACAUUUUUGUAGCUGUAAUAUUUGUCUAACUUGUUUAUCAUUUAUUAGCUUAUUUGUGUUAAACUACUAUCAUUUGAAUUUGAAGAUUUUUAAAUAGCAUAUUAAAGACAGCAUUAUUUUAUUAUAAAAGUUAUUGUUUUGGGCAAAAUUAAUUUUAUGCACAUUAUCCACUUGUUAAAAUUAUUCGACCAGCCAAGACAUGUUUGGGGUACAAAAUUUGCACGAGAUAUGAUGCUAAAAUUGCUAGGUUCAUCAUAGGUUUCAAGUCAUUCCAGAUCAUUUAAAAUUUUAGUAUUAAAACUGAUUGAAUAGUUUAGUGUUUUACAGAAUAAUUUCAUUAUGUAUCAGUUUCAUGCAGCGAAGGACACAUCUGGCUCGCACAUCUCUUAGUUAAUAUUCAUGGAAGCAGUUUUAUACAAUUUAGAAAAGGUAAAAUGUCAAGUAUUUUUUUUUUGCCUUCAAUGUCUACAGCUUCUACAGCAAACUAUAUAACAAACAUUGUUGUAGCUGCAGAACAAUAUUUAAAGAUUUGGACACCAAACAUUUUUUUCCUGAUGAUAAAUUUGAGGAUGACGUACAAAACUUGUGUGCAGAUUUCACUCUUGUAAGGCAGCUGGAUCAUAGUCAUUAUUUAAAGAGUAACUGUUUGUAUUUUGAUCUAAAUGCAAAACAUUUUUAUAUUAAAAAAAAUAGAAGCACUGAA
Tachysurus vachellii is the source of this 3659-nucleotide messenger RNA. It is a transcript of the gene inpp5b, whose product is annotated as inositol polyphosphate-5-phosphatase B. Gene Ontology annotation, cellular component: membrane; cytosol. Lineage: Eukaryota; Metazoa; Chordata; Actinopteri; Siluriformes; Bagridae. Gene Ontology annotation, molecular function: phosphatidylinositol-4,5-bisphosphate 5-phosphatase activity; inositol-1,4,5-trisphosphate 5-phosphatase activity. Bases 233 to 2917 code for a protein of 894 amino acids. The transcript has 23 exons. Gene Ontology annotation, biological process: phosphatidylinositol dephosphorylation; signal transduction. The record is from RefSeq and is a predicted model, not a curated record.